CUGAAAGAUGUCAAAAAGGUACUUUCAUUGCGCGGUUCGUGGGAAUGGUAGUAAACUAGAAUCCGAUUCUACUUGAGUAACAAGUUUACUUGAAAAAUAAUCGAUUUUUGAGACUCGACCUUUAUUUUCAGAAUCGUUCAAGAAUCGAAUUUUGACAUUUCAAUUUACAGGACCACGUGGGGUGAAGGCGUUAUAGAGGAUCGGACAAAGAUAAAUAUGCAAUCUACAGGGGCACGUGGGGUCAGUGCUGCAAAUUGUGGUGAGAAAACAUUGCUGCUGGCUUGCUUUAAGGAAACACUGUCGGAUCUUUAUCUGCUACAAUAUAACAAAGCUGAGAAUAAGUGGCAGGAAUAUGCGAGUAUAGAAAUCGAUUAUAAAUAUUAUAGAACUAUUUUAAAGGAUGAUAAUAUAUUAUUUAUUGGCGGUGAGAGAAAUAAUGAACCACCCAGAUCACUCACUCAGAUCGUCCGCAGCUGGAAUAUAAGGAAUAAGACAUGGCAAGAUUUACCCGCCAUGGGUACAGCAAGAUCCUCGCACUGCGUUGUCGAAUUAGAUGAUAAAAUUUACGCGAUUGGUGGUGUUAAGAAUUGCUCUGACCCUCUGUCGUCGGUGGAAAGAUAUACGACAUCCGAUGGUUGGAAGUCCGUGAAGAGCUUGAAUGUUGGACGAUAUAACGCAAAUGCAGUGGCUUUGAAUGGCAAAAUCUAUAUAAUAGGCGGUUUAGGAGAUCACUUGUUAAAAUCCGUCGAAUGUUACAACCCGGAUUCGGAUACUUGGACUUCUUGCCCGGAUAUGAAUGAAUACCACCUUGUGCCUGCUGUAGCUGCGCAUAAUGGUCACAUUUAUGUUUUCGGCGAUUACGGCAACAAUAAGGACACUAUUGAACGCUACAAUCCUCAGCGAAAGACAUGGUCUAAUAUUUGCCCUUUGAAUGAUGAGUGGGGUUGUAAAGCUUGCGUAUCGCUCGAUAAUAAACUAUGGGCUAUUGAUAGAAACGCUGUAUCAGUCUAUGACGAGGAAAAUGACCGUUGGGAACAAAAGUACUCAUCACCCAAAAUUGAUAUUCGUUCCUGUUUUAUUGUGCCUGCAGACUUACUGACAUCGAAAUGAAUAACCAGUAUUAAUAAAUAUAUUUUUUGUAGUAAAUUCUCUUAUAAUAAAUACCAAAAUAUCUAA
Bactrocera dorsalis (oriental fruit fly) is the source of this 1176-nucleotide messenger RNA. Its product is annotated as kelch-like ECH-associated protein 1B. Lineage: Eukaryota; Metazoa; Arthropoda; Insecta; Diptera; Tephritidae. The transcript has 5 exons. Gene Ontology annotation, molecular function: protein binding. The coding region runs from base 217 to 1110 and encodes 297 amino acids. The record is from RefSeq and is a predicted model, not a curated record.